Lotus japonicus is the source of this 1489-nucleotide messenger RNA. RefSeq lists its product as uncharacterized. Gene Ontology annotation, molecular function: quinone reductase (NADPH) activity. The record is from RefSeq and is a predicted model, not a curated record. Lineage: Eukaryota; Viridiplantae; Streptophyta; Magnoliopsida; Fabales; Fabaceae. Gene Ontology annotation, cellular component: cytosol; cytoplasm. Gene Ontology annotation, biological process: cellular response to oxidative stress. Bases 187 to 1341 code for a protein of 384 amino acids. The transcript is spliced from 5 exons.
CAGCCUCAACAAGCAGCAGCUAUUUUGCAAACUUUCAUCUCUCUUUGUCUGCGCAGCCAGCAAGCAAGCAGCAGCUUCCAUCUCUCUUGGCCGGUUCACUACCGGUUUUCAUGAUCUCCGGUUAUUUACACGAACCGAACCGUCCUAGCCACCGGGUCCCGGUUGAACCGGUCGGACCGAAGACAAAUGUCCUGUUGCAGCAGUUUCAGGUUAUUCAGAAUCCAGAACCUUCGUCUCUCUCAACUUCUCACUCCACCAAAAACCCCACUCACAACCCUUUCUUCUUCAUCUUCAUUGAUCACACUGAGAGCUAGAGCAACAUCACUCACCGCGAAAGCUUCGUUAUCAUCAUCAGCGUCGACGGAAAUGGUGAAAGCUAUCAGAGUUCAUGAACUCGGUGGCCCCCAGGUUCUGAAAUGGGAGGAUGUGGAAAUCGGAGAACCCAAAGAAGGUGAAGUGCGUGUGAAGAACAAAGCAAUCGGGGUCAAUUUCAUUGAUGUUUACUUUCGGAAAGGGGUUUACAAAGCCUCAUCAACACCCUUCACUCCAGGUAUGGAGGCUGUUGGAGUUGUGACUGCUGUGGGUGGAGGACCCACGGGUGUGCAGGUUGGGGAUCUUGUUGGUUAUGCUGGUCAACCAAUGGGUUCCUAUGCUGAGGAGCAGAUUCUUCCUGCUGCUAAAGUUGUUCGUAUUCCUUCCUCAGUUGACCCAACUAUUGCUGCAUCGGUGAUGCUCAAGGGCAUGACUGCUCAAUUUCUGCUUCGCCGUUGUUUCAAGGUUGAACGUGGUCACACAAUUCUUGUCCAUGCAGCUGCUGGUGGAGUUGGAUCCCUAUUGUGCCAGUGGGCAAAUGCUCUGGGUGCAACUGUUAUAGGAACUGUAUCCAAUGAGGAGAAGGCAGCUCAAGCCAAGGAGGAUGGCUGUCAUCAUGUUAUAAUCUACAAAGAAGAGGAUUUCGUUGCUCGCGUCAAUGAAAUUACAUCAGGCAAUGGAGUUGAAGUGGUCUAUGAUUCUGUGGGAAAAGAUACCUUUGAGGGAUCCUUAGCAUGCUUGAAGCAACGAGGCUACAUGGUGAGUUUUGGGCAAUCAUCUGGUUCACCUGAUCCAGUCCCAUUAUCCUCCCUUGCUGCAAAAUCCCUGUUCCUGACAAGGCCCAGCCUAAUGCAAUAUGUUGUCACUCGGGAUGAGCUAUUGGAGGCUGCAGGAGAGUUGUUUGCUGCUGUUGCAUCUGGUGUCUUGAAGGUGAGGGUCAAUCAUACUUACCCAUUGUCUGAGGCUGCAAAAGCACAUGAAGACCUGGAGAAUAGGAAGACCUCAGGAUCUGUUGUGUUGAUACCCUAAGGCUGUAAGUUAUAUGUAGUUAUUAAACACAAGGUCCUUGUUUGAUACUCUCUUGAAAGGUGUUAUUCACCAUAGUCGUUGUACUCAAAUAUAAUACUUUUUCUGUUAUCUUGAUAAUGACAUUCAAUAAUGAAGUUCAAACAAUACA